GGCCGCCUCAUGUGCGUCAUUGCCAUUUAGGCCCUAUUCGUUUUCUGUAUUGUGAUCCCAGCAAACUAACGCUACAGAAAUGGUGGACAACCUAUCCGCCGAAGAGUGGCUAUGGCGUUCACAAGAGCUUGUCCCGGUGGCGCUGGAGAAGGCCAGGAAGGUUAAAGGAUUCCCCAGUAGGUGGAAGGUGAUUAUUUCCAAAUUGGAGCAGAUCCCAUCAAGAUUGUCAGAUUUGUCUACUCAUCCGUUCUUCUCCAAAAACGCUCUGUGUAAGGAGCAGCUGCAGGCCGUAUGGAACACACUGAAUGAAGCAAUUGAGUUUGCCGAGAUGUGUGCGAAAGAGAAGUAUGAGGGAAAGCUUCGGAUGCAAAGCGAUUUGGAUGUUUUAUCUGGGAAAUUGGAUCUGAGUUUACGCGAUUGUGGGCUUUUAAUCAAGACUAGGAUGCUGGGUGAAGUUACUAUGAACACUGUAGCAGAACCAGAACCAGAUAGAAGGGAUUUAAGAGAAUUGCUUGCCCGGCUUCAAAUAGGGCACUUGGAAGCUAAGCAUAGGGCUCUUGAUGGGCUUCUUGAAGCCAUGAAAGAUGAUGAAAACACCAUUCUGGAAGUCUUGACCCGUAGCAAUGUUUCUGCUAUAGUCCAGUUACUCACAGCAUCUUCUCCUCAAAUGAGAGAAAAGGCAGUCACAGUGAUCUGCUCACUUUCAGAAUCUGGGUGUUGUGAGAAAUGGCUAGUUUCAGAGAAAGUGAUUCCCCCUCUUAUACGCCUUCUUGAUUCCGGGUCUUCUCUGGGUAAGGAGAAGGCUGCUAUUUCUCUUCAGAGAUUGUCAAUGUCAGCAGAAACUGCCGGGUUGAUUGUUGGCCAUGGAGGGAUUAGGCCAUUGAUUGAGAUCUGUCAUACCCAGGAUUCUGUUUCUCAGGCUGCAGCUGCUUGUGCACUGAAAAAUAUAUCCGUUGUCCCCGAGGCCCGACAAGGUCUUGGCAACGAAGGCGUCGUGGAGGCGAUGAUCAAUCUUCUCGAUUGCAGUACGGGUCCCGAGUUAAAAGACUACGCCGCUCAGUGCUUGCAGAACAUCACUUCCGGUUCCAGUGAUGAUGAGCUUAGAAGAUGUGUUAUUGAGGAGGGUGGACUUCCCAGCCUGGUUUCAUGUUUACCUCAUGAAUCUGCAGUGGGCGCGUUAGCAAAUUUGGUCGGCUAUGUCCCCGUCGAGACAUUGGUUUCACUCGGUGUCCUUCCAAGAUUGGUUCAUGUCGUCAGAUGUGGAUCAAUUGGUGCAAAGCAGUCUGCAGUGUCUGCAAUCUGCAGAAUUAGUACCUCUCCCGAAGCGAAAAAGGCGGUGGGCGAGAGCGGGUGCAUCCCGCUUCUCGUCAAGACGCUUGUCGUGGCAAAAGAGAAUAACGGGUUGAGAGAGGCUGCUGCCCAAGCAAUUUCCAUCUUGAUGACCCUCGGACAGAAUUGCAGGGAAGUGAAGAAGGACGACGAUAGCGUGCCAAAUCUGGUGCAAUUGCUCGACCCGAGCCCUCACAACGCUGCAAAGAAGUACGCCGCUUCUUGCCUGGUGUUGCUGUCGUCGAGCAAGAAAUGCAAGAAGCUAAUGAUCUCCCACGGGGCGAUCGGAUAUCUCAAGAAACUUAGCGAGAUGGAUGUCCCGGGUGCCAAGAAGCUACUCGAGCGUCUCGAAAGAGGGAAUUCGAUAUCUGGUUUGUUUAGUAGGUGAAGUACAACUUCUGCAUAGUCUGACUUUGGGUUUCAAUAUCUCAAACAAAGUGACAUUAACUGCAAAACAUAGAGCUUGUUAACCUAUGCAACCUAUGCGACUUGAUGUACAUCAAAUAAGAAUAUAAAUUGUGGAAAUCAUCAUUCUAGUUUUCUUCUUUA
This is a messenger RNA of Ipomoea nil (Japanese morning glory), 1878 nucleotides long. RefSeq names its product vacuolar protein 8-like. The transcript has a single exon. The record is from RefSeq and is a predicted model, not a curated record. Gene Ontology annotation, molecular function: protein binding. The coding region runs from base 80 to 1717 and encodes 545 amino acids. NCBI's taxonomy places the organism in Eukaryota, Viridiplantae, Streptophyta, Magnoliopsida, Solanales, Convolvulaceae.